CAGCUUCCACGGCUCUGCUUGUGUAAGCCUAUAUGGGAAUAUAGGUAAGCUAUAGUAAUGCGUUAGGUGGGUACGCUCGCGUGACACAGCAGAGUUCCUCGAACUUCGCUUUAUUCAACAAUAUCCCACUUUGACUAUGGUAGGACCUGGUCACUCCCUUCCCCUUUUUCUGAAAUUCGUCACGUACCUGGAUACUUCCGUCUUCUUCUAAUGUCUCUAUGCCCGCCUAUGUUCAAAACGGCAUUACACCUGACGCAGGUUCUUGAACAGCCAGCGCAUCAGUGUCGUCUCCUUCCUUCAUUUCUGCGAAUACGGCGUUCCCUUACAAUCGCCCAAAGCUAUUCUCACCGAUAAAUCAAGACUUUGGACCCGGAGCGCAAAAACGCAACGUUUAUAUACAACCCUGUAGCACAAUCUUGUGCGCAGAAGUUUAAACCCGGCUGUUGACUGGUAGCAGGGGGCGUUGCUCGUUCAAGAACCAUCCCUUGCCAUUCUACCUCUUGGUUCAAAUCAUGGCGCGCGGUCCGUCUACGUCAUCUAGCUGUGGCGCCCUCUGUGAGACGUUCGCAAAAGACUCACCGUUGGCGGCAGAGUAGGGACGGGGCUCGACCGGGGUAGCUAUUGGCUAAGAUCAUCACGGUGAACUUACCGCUAGGGCCAGCAAACAGGGGCGAGCAGGCAGUUGGUUAGUCUUCGAUCUGUGCCGCUGUUGUAGAAUUGACGGGGUCGUGUGUCAGGCGCCAACUAUUUAAAUCGGCUCUAUACAGCAAGCAGCUCAAUAUCGUUGGAUGACUAGUGCUGCCACAACAGGCGUUUGCGGCUUCUAAAAACGGUGAUAGCCAGCUGUCCGCAGAGCAGAAAUGUGCUGGUAGUGGCUAGUAGUUGUUGAUUGGCUAUGUCUGCAGGACACGAAUUUCUUGAGAAGCUGGAAACUGUAGAAGCAGAGAUCAAGGUCGAAUCCGUCAGAAUGGCCGCCAUACAGGAGAAGCUUCCAGACGAAAACAGAGAGGAGAUCUCGUCCCGCAUUGACAUGGCAAUUGGCUCAGCAAAUCUAAUUCUGGCAGGCAAAUGUAAGCAGUUCCGCGAUCUGUGUCAGAAGAAUAUUAACGAAAAUUCCGGAAUUCCGACCGAGUCCGUCGAUGGCACGAAGAGCGGAAGCUCUGAGUUUCCUACCAGACGAGAGGAUCUCGAAGGCUUUUGGGAAAUGAUUUCAAUGCCUAUCCAAAAAGUGCGCGACGGUUUUGCUUCAAUCGAGAGGCUAAAGGAGAACGGCUGGAAGGAGAAUGAAGAUACGAAGCCGCAAGUCAAGAAGACGAUAUCCACGGUAGGGCCAAAGUGUCAGGGAUUCCGGAAGAAGCCUUUGGCCUCAAAGAACGACAACAAUAAUACCCCUAGCCAGGCUGAUAUUGACCGACGCGAGAAGGCUGCUCGUCAGAAGGAAGAGGCCCGCCAACGAUUUCUGGAAUACAAGAAAGAAAAAGCGGCCGCCCGUGAUAAGAUAUCCUCGCAAAAUGACGACGACGACACGGAUGUUGUACGGUCCGAGUAGAUGACUGAUGCAGUCGACGGUGUAACGAUGACCGCACGUAAAUUCAUCAUAUAUCCCCAUAGAGCGAAGCCUACAUAGUACAUAUGAGCAAUACCUCGGAUAUAUGGCAAUAAUUUAUAUCGUGCUCUCUGAAUUGAAAAAUUUCUCAGAAUAUAUACUGUGAUGUGAUAUUAGCCGGCAGACCCCGUGGGAUAAAGCUGCCAUUUUGCCGAAAAUUUACAUAUAUUAUGAUCCAAAUCACUUUUCAUAAAAUAUAAUAGCGAUAAUCUCUGUCGAACGUUAGCGCGGCGAUCAAAAACGUAGUUCAUAAUAAACUUACGAUUUUGAUCUCUACGCUGGACAACCUCAGCGAAACGAAGUCAACGGGAAGCAAUGCUAGAUCAAUUAAGUAUCCUGAAGGAAAACAGCAAGACGAGCAGAAAAAUCAUCGGUAACCAGUUCUUGUUAGUGAAAAGGAUGCUCAUUAUUAUACAUAUAUAAUUAUUUAUAACUAAUAUAUUAGUUGUAAAUAGUUAUAUACUAUCUGUAUAUAUAUAUAUAUAUAUAUAUAUAUAUACGGAUAAUGAUAUCACUGUAGUAACUUCGAUGAGAUAUUUAGAGGUUACAACGAUGUAGGAAUUACUGCUGAGAUCAAUAUGAGAUUAUACUAGACGUAUGUCAACACUCGUCGGUUACUAAUUGAAGACUAUUAUUGGAAAUACCUUACCAUGUACUUCUUCGUGCUUGUCCUCCUUAAGUAAAAUGGUUCACAGAGCACCCCAUAAUAAAGUCCCGUUCUUGCAUUUCCAGAAAAACAAAAGGGUUUUGCCCACUCCUGUGGCUAGCUUGCAAUAAAUUGUGUUUUUUGCUUAACAGUUUUUAUUUUUCUCUGGUCUUUGGGGCAGAAACAAUCUUUCUUCUUCGAUACAACAGCGUCUUAAAUGCAGUGUGUUUACAAGUAGCACUUUCAAAUAAAUAACUGAGGUCUAUGGAAGAAGUCAUCACUUUAAUUUGACCUCGAAGCAGGAUAAUGCUGGGUUUAUUCCAUCGCUGAAUGAUAGCUAAAAAUAAAAAGUGGAGUUUUGUGCCGGUACAGCCUUUCUAACAAGGAUUUGAGCAAAAUCAGACCUUUUCGUUCUAAUGCUUCAAUCACAAUUCGUUGAAGGUAAAAUCAGCUCUAAGUAACCAAUUCCGUAUUGUUCCAUAGGACAUCCUCUGAUACACGGUACUUUGCUAGUUUAAACAUUUUCCUACAUAUUCGAAUUUGAAGCAUUUGCUAAAAAUACUCGCUUGUUUACGAUAAAGUGAGUGAAAUUGGUAUUUCUUGAUCGUAGGGCUCGACGUUAUCAGUUGAUCUGUUGAUAACCAGAUCUAAUGAAUGAAAUAAAAAAUUCAAGAUAAUUAUUAAUUAUACAGUGAGAUAAUAAACAGGCACCCGUCGUCACCGUUACACCAGACGUGCUGAGCGUAGAUUUUAUACUUUUUCAACAAUUAUUUUAAAGAUAUGACAUUAGAACAUGCGACAUCUUUAUCAGUCUAAGACUGGUACAGUUUUUAGGCCGAAUUUGAAUUUGGAAACGGAAAUAAACUUUUAAAUAAAAA
Varroa destructor (honeybee mite) is the source of this 3130-nucleotide messenger RNA. RefSeq names its product disks large-associated protein 3-like. The record is from RefSeq and is a predicted model, not a curated record. Lineage: Eukaryota; Metazoa; Arthropoda; Arachnida; Mesostigmata; Varroidae. Gene Ontology annotation, biological process: signaling. Gene Ontology annotation, molecular function: molecular adaptor activity. Gene Ontology annotation, cellular component: postsynaptic specialization; glutamatergic synapse.